Bipolaris maydis ATCC 48331 is the source of this 1113-nucleotide messenger RNA. RefSeq lists its product as uncharacterized. The record is from RefSeq and is a predicted model, not a curated record. NCBI's taxonomy places the organism in Eukaryota, Fungi, Ascomycota, Dothideomycetes, Pleosporales, Pleosporaceae.
GAAGCCGCGCCGUGGCAUGGGUGAAGGGCUACCAUGGGUGAAAGGGUGCAGCGCGUUGUUUCUUGUCGCACUCUUGUCCACGCACCCCGGGGUGGUACAGGCUCGGUAUUGAGCCAGCAGCGAGAAGGAAAACGCGAUGGGCCCGGCCUGUCUCAGGCUUGGUUGCAUGCACCCCCUGAUAUACAGGACGGAAGGGAAGAAGAAAAGAAAGCAGGAGGCUGCGAAGGAAGCAUGUGCACACGCUGCGGUGCAGUGGAUGCAGAGCAGGCCAGGCUGGCCGGUUGGGGACUAGCGGGAGUGCUAUGGGCGGCUCCCUGCAGCAUGCUUCGCUCGAGCACAGCGGGGUUUCAGAAGCAGUCCAGCUUGGAACAAAGUCUUUGCUGCCGUCGAACUCAAUCCGUGCGCCCAACGCGCUCUGGCUGCACUGGGCUGAGCCUGGGCUGGGCCUGCUCCCUCGUGCUGUAUGGGUGCCAGUGCCAGUGCCUGUGCCUGUGUGAGCGUGAGCGCGAGCGUGAGCGUCGUGGUGCGUGGGCAAGGUGCCAAUUCCAUUUCUCAGCACACCCUCCCACGCCCGUCAUCCACACACCCUCGUCCAAUGGCAGCCGUCCGCCCAAGAGGCCCCCGACUCGCCAGCAAAUUGACUGCCCGCACCAGCGACAGCAGACAGCAGACAGCAGACCACGCGCACACUCGCCCGUCUGCUUGCGUCCGUCAGUGGCUGAAGCUCUCGUUGAUAACGGCCAGGAAGCCGCUGGGCAGCCGCCAAUCACCGUCACCCAUGGCUCUCUCAGCCGCCUACACGGCGGGCACGCCGACCAGGAUGCCCACCGGUCCAAGCACUUCUCAAACUUGAGCGGACGCAGCCUCGAGGACCCUCGGCCUGCUGAUGGAGGCGAUCGUGGAGACCAAGCGCCUCUCGCUUCUGCAGGAACCGUGCUAGCUCUCCAAGAAGAGGCGUCCAUGUCGGCCGCUCUGUCCAAGGCGCCUAUGCUAUGGCGCCGAAUGGGCGUCGACCUUGCGACGCUCCAAAUCUCUUCUGCUGCUCUUCUACCCCCCCAGCUGUUCCUUCUGACUGACAUUCGUCUCAUGCUGCGCUGGACGCCCAGCUGCUGA